Messenger RNA from Hydatigera taeniaeformis, 663 nucleotides. Lineage: Eukaryota; Metazoa; Platyhelminthes; Cestoda; Cyclophyllidea; Taeniidae. The record is from the annotation of a GenBank genome assembly.
AAAUAUCAAUCUGCCAUUGAUAGGCUAAAUCCUUAUACCAAGACCAGGUGGUGCAUCACCUUUGCAUUCUUUGCACUAUAUGCCUUCCGGAUUUACUCCAUCCAGGUAUCUGGACUUUGGUUUCCUAAUUAUAAGGGGUUCCAUAUUAUUAGUUAUGCUCUUGCCAUAUACAUUCUGAGUCUAUUCAUACAUUCUAUAUCGCCACAAGUGGAUCCAGAAUUUGCGGAUAUGCUUGGUACAGUAGCUAAGAUGAAACACCGACACUUCCAAGAACGGAGGCCGAUGAAUUUCGGCCCUUUAUUCCACGAUUAUUGGAGGCGAAGUUUUGGUAAUUCAGUCUUUGUGUGCCAUAAUGUGACUCAUGCUCCGUUGACCUUUGCUUUUUGCCUAAAAUUCGUACUAUGCCACACGAGCAAUAACCAUAAGUCUUCUGUGCACCUUCUUUCCUUUUCUCGAUAUUCCGGUCUUCUGGCCAAUUCUCGUGGUGUAUUUCAUCCUUCUUUUCACCGUUAUGAUGAAAAGGCAGAUAAAGGUAUGCUUUUCCUUUUUACUUAUAUUCGUGCGUUUGCCUUUGCAUAUUGGUUUAUGUCUGGACUUCCCAGAGGCCACUUUAGAAGCGCGGUACUAAUUGUGAAAAGUACAUGGUUUUGUUGUCUUUUUUGA